GAUAAAGCUUUUGUUUAAACAACAAGCCAGAUUGAAUACGUUGUUAAGAAAGAUAUGCCUUUAAAAAGUGGUAUCUUUCACAAAGCAGUCACUUGUCUAAUCCUGUGUAGGCACGUAGCUGUGUUUCAGGAGAUUUUAUACAGUGGUGCAGAAUAUGAAAAUGUCGUCGUCCAUGUGCCUGUUUUUCGUUCUUCUGAUGCACACAUGCAUGUUACCUAGUGAAGCAGCAAAUGUUGUCGACACUGUGUGCACUAACGGUGGCACGGAAUGUAGUGGCAUCGCACAUGCUCUCUGCGAUAUAGCGACCUUCAAGUGCAAAUGUGCUGCUUAUUCAACAGCGACUACAACUACAUGUACAGCCACAGCAUGUACCGCAAAUGCUACAUGUGUGACGCCUGAUGCCAACUCUGAAUGUUCUGGAGCUUCCAGCGCAGACAAGUGUCGGUGCAAGACUGGGUACAGCUUGGCGAGUACUGAUGCGAAGUGUUAUAAGGAUGUUACCUCUACUGUGUGUACUGCCACCGGCAAAGAGUGUGACUCAAUCAUCAAUGCCCUGUGUGACACGACAGCACUGAAAUGUAAAUGUGGAGGAAUAUCGUCCAUGAUCGCCAAUACGUGUACAGGCAAAACUUGCAUCGCCGCUGCGACCUGCACCGCUCUGGAUGCCAACUCUGAAUGCUCUGGAACAGCUGCAACCGACAAAUGCCAAUGCAAGAGUGGUUAUUUGAUGGGAACCGACGGAAAAUGCGCUUUAAAAUGUAUUGCUGACGCUACAUGUACCGCUAUCGAUGCCAACUCGAAAUGUUCUGGAACCACCGCCACUGACAAAUGCAAAUGCAACACUGGGUACACAAUGGGAGUUAAUGGCAAAUGCGCUUCCUCCGGUGCUGCUGCAGUGCUGGUCUCCAUGACGAUGCUGUUUGCCUGCUUCAUGACCAGACUUCUAUAAACGUGUUUCCAAACAAUAAAAAUGAAUCUUGUUUUUUAAUUAAGUACACACCAUUUAGGGAGAAAAAGUUUUUAUUGUUAUCUUCGACCAUUAAUAUAUGUAUAUUUUAAUGACUUUUAAUCGACUGUAUAAACCACCAUUAUCAAUUUAGAUAAAACGUUAUCGCUAAUUAUCAAGCAGUUAUUCUACACCGAUUAUUGUAAUUAUGUUUGACUUUUUUUUAACAUAUCUGUAAUCCAAGUUCAGUUUUUUAUUACUGGAUUUGUUGAUUGCAGUGUGUUGUACUUUUUCAUUCACCUUGCUUGGACUGAAAACGCACGCUUUAAAAAAAAAUAAAUAAUAUGUAACGCCUUUUUUGUGCAUAUCACACAAUCAUGUUCAUGUGUGAUUUUAAAAAGCCAUAUUUCGCAAAUGAUAUGUUUAACAGACACCAAUGCAAGAAGAAAGUAUGUCCGUUAUAUAAUGUCUUCUAAAAUAAGGACUAUAACAUUAAUGUGUAAAUAUGGAUUGUAUGAUCACACGAACGAAGUAUGGAUUACUUGUUCUUGUUUUUAUACUUUAAAGUUUUAUGAAGAGUAAUGCUCAUAAGACCAUGAUAUGCACUAAAUAAUUAACAAGUAGGGUUUAUGAAUUUAUGUGUUGGUUUCUUAGAUGUGUUAUUGUAAUAAAUCUAAAGUGAA
Dreissena polymorpha is the source of this 1629-nucleotide messenger RNA. Its product is annotated as fibrillin-2-like. The coding region runs from base 155 to 949 and encodes 264 amino acids. The transcript is spliced from 8 exons. The record is from RefSeq and is a predicted model, not a curated record. Lineage: Eukaryota; Metazoa; Mollusca; Bivalvia; Myida; Dreissenidae.